AACGUUUUCUUGGAACCUAUAUAUGACUCCUGACCUUUCUUUUCAGGGUCACAGCGCCGAAAACAAGGCUCUCCAAGGGAUGGACUAUUAUACACAAGAAGUUCCCAGUUCUUCGUCAAAACCAGAGUUUAUUCGGAUUUGCGAAUUGAAGAUACAACACUUGUAUGAUGUAUUAACUCCUCAUGCAGUCAGUAGAUGGUGCUUUACUGUCUUUCUGGUCUUCUUCUACAUAUUACGUAUUAUCAUCACACAGGGUUUCCAUGUAGUUACCUAUGUAAUGGGGAUAUUUCUUUUGAACAGAUUAAUUGACUUCCUUUCUCCGAAAAUUGUACCUGAAACAUCCACAGAUGAAGUACUCCCAACCAAGUCCUCAGAAGAAUUUCGACCUUUUUUAAGGCGAUUACCUGAAUUAAAGUUUUGGAAUUCAUGUACUAUAUGUUUAUUCAUAUCUAUAAUCUGUACAUAUUUGAGCUUUCUCGACAUACCCGUGUUUUGGCCAAUACUAGUGAUGUAUUUCUUUAUGCUUUUUUACGUGACUAUGAAGCGUCAAAUAUCGGUAUGUUCAUUUAUCCUCAACUACAAUACGUAUGAAACCUAUUUUUUAUGUUAAAAACUCAAGAAUAUUUGGCAAUUAUACUAUCAUUAAACUUUUUGCUGACAAUUAGUAUUGUCUCAACUGAAACCUCAUCGAGAUACUGUGAUUCGUAAAUUUAAAUGUAGGAAGCAAGUUGUCGAUAAUUCAACACAGUGCUUGUAAAUCAAAUAAACCUUGGUAGACACGUAACUGGCAAGAAUUCUUUACAACUACAGAAGGCUUUUCAAUCAUUCGUUCCUUCCGUUUCCACUUAACUUCUGUACUAAACCAUCAGUCACAUGUCCAGGUAAGAUUUUACAAAAGCACUCACCUGAUCAAACCUUGACAAGUAAAGUUAAAUUUAAAACGACCCACACCUACUCAAUUGAGCUUAUAAAGUACUGAACUAAUAGUCAUCAGAGCACGAACAACUUGUAACAAAAGUACCGAAUAGUCAUUAGUACAGUUCUGUGUAGCUUAUCAGGAAAAACAAGUCUAGUCGGUAUUUAUGCAUCUUCUAUCGUUAAGAGAGUCGGUUUUUAUCACACUUCGCAAUUUACCUGAAAUUCGUGAAAGUAGAAAUAGGUUCAGUGGAACCUAAUUAUUCAUUUUCGAAAUAAUUUGUGCUUCCUACCUUUAAAAUCUUUUCUAACUCUGCACUCACUAGCAUAUGAUCAAAUAUCGUUAUUUGCCAUUCACUUAUGGGAAACCACGUCAUCAGUCCAAUGGAAUGAGAUUUUGAAAUGGAUCCAACUUAUACAUAUUUACAAAAUAUAAAAGAAAUUGAAAAAUGUCAUGAUAUAUAUCAUUUAAAAUUACUUAGUACUUAUUUUUAUGUACUGCCUUUUGUAUUUUUUGAAAUGAGUCCUACUCAUUCCUUUGAGUAUAAAUUGUGCAGUUUCUCACUUAACAUAUGUACUGAAUUUAUUCUGAAGAACUGAUGUAAAAGAGUAAUGUAGUUGACUUUAAUCAUCCUUCUUCAAUUUGUAUGUCUUUCCC
Schistosoma turkestanicum is the source of this 1573-nucleotide messenger RNA. NCBI's taxonomy places the organism in Eukaryota, Metazoa, Platyhelminthes, Trematoda, Strigeidida, Schistosomatidae. The record is from the annotation of a GenBank genome assembly.